Messenger RNA from Gadus chalcogrammus (walleye pollock), 2209 nucleotides. Its product is annotated as cryptic protein-like. NCBI's taxonomy places the organism in Eukaryota, Metazoa, Chordata, Actinopteri, Gadiformes, Gadidae. The coding region runs from base 292 to 855 and encodes 187 amino acids. The record is from RefSeq and is a predicted model, not a curated record. The transcript has 6 exons.
GCUCUAAGGAGAGCAGCCUCUCGGAUGAAGAGGUAAAGAAGGAGAGGGGAGAGUCGAAGGAGGGUACUUUAUUGGAAGUCAGUUUAAUGAUUGCUUUUCAGUCCAAUUGAUCAUCUGGGAGAAGGUAACCGGAGGAAUAUCACAAGGUCCAAUCCGCUUGGUAAAGAUUUUUUUCAAUCGAAUUAAAACAAUUUCACCUUGAAUCCUUUGCGUUCAACGAACUUGAAGGGAUUUCUGAAGGGAUUUCUUCGCAUCUUAACGUUCAAGGUGGUUUCAACGCCUUGACUUAAAAUGAAGAAGACGCAACUGAUCAGAAUCCUGCUCUCGGCAAUCACCCUCCAAGCGCUGGCCUUUGGAUCGCCAGAUUGUGAAGAAGAAGAGUGCCAGAAAAGAGCCUCCUCCUCGUCGCCCCCCUCCUCAGCUAAGGACUUCCUGGGCCAGCUCACCCAGGUCAACUCCCUCCCGGGUGCCGUCGACCGCAAGCAUCGCCACCCCAGCCCCCUUCUGCCCUUCAUCGGCCUCACCGGAAGUACAAAGCAGAGCCGCGCGUGCUGUAAGAACGGAGGGACGUGCAUUCUUGGUAGUUUCUGUACGUGUCCACGGUACUUCACCGGCCGGAGCUGUGAAUACGAUGAGAGGAUCAGGAGCUGCGGAGUGAUUCCUCAUGGGGAGUGGGUUCAGAAGGGCUGCUCCUACUGCCGCUGCGGCUACGGCACCCUGCACUGCUUCCCCCACGUCUUCCACAGGGACUGCGAGGACUCAGAGGAGGUGCAGUGGUUUCCUUCUUCUGGAUUCGGGACGGUUCAGAUCCACUACCUCCUGUACCUGACCGCAGUGCUGCUCUUACUGUUGUGAGGGACCAUACAACAUGGCGACUGUAUGGCCCUGUAUACUCCCCACAAGUCUUACCAGCGUGGGAAGUUUGCUUCUUUGAAAAAAAAUACUUUUGGUUAAUACCACAUUUGUGGCUUCCAUUGUUAUCGACAUACAAAUGUUAAGCUUAAAUAUUAUACCAGUGGUCAUGUGGCUUGUAUAAUGAUUGUUUGAUUAAUUGUUUUUGCACUGAGAUUAUUUUAGUAUUAAUACCAAAUACUAUAUGAGCUUUACUUUCUUCAAUCACAGCAGUUCAUGUUUUACUGUUUGGUUGUUUAUUUAAAUAGACAUCUUCGAGACAAGGUACCAAAACAGCCUGUGAGUCUUUCAGAUACUGUUGAGGUGCAUAAGUGUCUCUUUUUGUUACCCUUUUAAACGUUUCACUGGUUGGGUGUGAAACAGCGGUGCUGUAAACAUCUCUAAACAAAGGCGUGCCAUGACGUCCCACAACCCUCACCAAAUGUAUAUGUUGAGUAUAGUCCUGUGAAAGGUGGGCUGAAUGUGGACCAUGAACUCUGUUCUUUCCAGUAUAAGGUGUGUGUGGUUAUUUUUGUCUGAAAGAGAGGAAAUGUGAACAAAACUGUAUAUAAGAUGUUUUUUUAUGAAAAUAUUUUCUUUUAAUGUUGCUUUGUUCUAUUUUUUUUUUUAAACUUCCUUUUGGAAUCCCUGGACGAUGAAACGGUUUUUCGUUUGGAGGAGAAAAUCCUUGGAUACAAAAAACACAAAUGUUUGAAAAGAAUAGUUGAUAAACCCAUACUUAUUUUUCCGGAACUCAAAUAUAGUAACUACUAACUUAAGUAUCCUCAUUAUACAACUUAAACUAACUUAUCUAACUUUCCUUAUCUGCCUCUCCCUUUCUGUAUUCUCCUUUCCCUCCGUCCCCAACCCCCUGGUUAGUUACUGUAACUCUCCAAAGCAAACAAUACCCUGUCCUAUCACCUGGCAUUUCACUGUUGUGUGUGUGUGUGUGUGUAUCUAAGCUCUGGACAAACAGGAGGUUUGUCCGUCAACACGGCACAUUGAUCACUGUUCAGUGUUCCAUUCACUGGAACAUAGAGAUAGAGGACAGCCUCCCAUCCACUCUGAUGGACAGGCUACAGCCUCGCAGACAGACUGAUAGACUGACAUAAAGACUUAAUUAUACAGAAGCCUUGAAAAACCGGCAGGAAUUACAUUUCAGAGACAUGACAUUGAAUGGACAAUCGUUAAGAGAAAUGUGAAAUAUAACUAUGAAAGGUGAAGAAAAACGUAAUAAAAAUAAGCAUUUUGAGCCCUGAAAAAUGAACUCUGACCAAUCACAGCCUUGCAUGGUCAGAACCCUGGGAACAGCACACAG